Molecule: messenger RNA, 2108 nt
Organism: Exophiala xenobiotica
Lineage: Eukaryota; Fungi; Ascomycota; Eurotiomycetes; Chaetothyriales; Herpotrichiellaceae
Exons: 4
Coding region: 313-1881 (522 amino acids)
Source: RefSeq, a predicted model, not a curated record
GGCUCAGUGGGAUAACCGCCAUCGCUGGACAAUCACGCAGAUCCCGCUCCUCUUCUUCAAAAUCGACGUCGUCACCGCUUCGACUGCAGCCUUACUUUGCCCCUUCCAUGUACAGCAGGAUAUUGCGCUCUCCUGAACAUACAAAGAUUCCGGGGCUGACCAGCUAUAGCCCUUCUCAGAGGCAGUGGGACACCGGAGGUGCUGACGAAACACCCGUGCCUCCCGAACUUCGUGUCGCAUAUCAUGUACUCGCCCGUCUGCACCACAACACACUCAAAGAGUACGCCUAUUCUCGAGUAGGGCUCGCAAGACAUGUCUGCCCAGAACUUUGGCGUCGUCGCAGCGGUCGUGCCCAAUCCCACGUAUGAUCCGAAUCCAAACGUCCGACUGGUCAAUCGAACAUAUGCCCUUCAACUGACCGCAGCGGGCCUUGUGCGGACGCUGUCGCAGAACAAUCCGAAUGACUACGGUACCAUAGAAGGCCUCCUUUACGUCCCCGACCUUCCAUCCUCAAGUCCAUGCGACAAUGCGACCAGGGCACUGAUUCCUUCCAACGUCACGACCCGCGCUCAGAUACCUGAUGGCGAUUAUCCACUGAUUGCGCUUGCACCAUGGACGCAGACAGCAUGCGUGGACGCAUAUUUGUCGGCCAUGGCAUCCGACAAUGUCCGUGGAGGCAUAUUUUUCCAGCCUGGCAAUGACAGUCAACAGCCCCCUCCUGUCAGCGACCCUUCCUGGACGCUCCACGACGGUGGUCAAUGGAAGGGCGCCAAUCCGUAUCCCGUCUACGCAAUCCCCGGCAUGUUGGGCGCUUUCCUCCUCGGCGAACUGGCACAGUAUUCAGGGAACUUGUCGUCAGCACCGUACGGCAAGGAAUUGAUGGAUCUUUACAACCCACAUGACGUGGUCAGACUGGUUGCAAGAUUCGAUGUGAAUGUUACAGGAGGUAUUCCCACAUUGUGGGUAUUCUUGAUAAUCGUUCUGGCUGUUCUACUUGCAGUGGUGUUGAUCACCUCCUUCAUCAUGCAUUGGGUUCAGCGAAAACAGAGGCGACAGCUCCAGCGCAGGGUCGCCAAUGGAGAGGUCGAUCUCGAAGCUUUGGGCAUUAAGAGACUCAACGUACCCCAGGAUAUACUCGACAAGAUGCCUCAGUUGAUUUAUACUAAAUCAGAUGUCGACGAUAACAGUAAGGCGGAAUCUGAGAAGUCUGUCGAAUCCGAAGAAAAAGGACCCAGCAACACUGCUGGACCUGGAAAGGCUCUCCGAGAGGUACAUUUCAGCCAAACGACAUGCUCGAUCUGUCUGGACGACUUCAUGCACGAUGAGACAACUGUGCGAGAACUUCCAUGUAACCAUAUCUUCCACCCUGAAUGUAUCGACCCGUUCCUUCUCAACAACAGCUCUUUAUGCCCGCUUUGCAAGAAAUCUGUACUGCCGCCAGGUUAUUGUCCUGUGCAGGUAACGAAUAUAAUGGUCAGAAGAGAAAGAUUGCUCCGCAGGACCAGGCAACGGAAUGUAGAGACACCUUCAGAGGCAAAUGAUUCCAGGCUCCCCGGAGUGACCGCCUUGAAUCGUACGAUGCGGCAAUUGUCAAAUCCACUGAAUGCUUCUCGAAAUCAACAUGGUAGUGCGGCAGGCGAGCAUACGGCAGGCUCCGAGAUGCAAGUCGUUCCCCCAAGACGACAGACGCAAAUAGAUGAUGAGAUGCCUGCAGACGUUCGAGCUCAAGGGACGUCAGCCAGACGAGCAUGGCGGCGAGAACGACUCGCCACGCAACAGGCCCAUGAAUACGGCAAUCUGGCGCAGGAGGCGCGAGUCGUCGAUGAAUCGAGGCCACUGUGGCGCCGAAUCGCAGGUCGGGUCAUUCCGAGCCUCGACUGAUAGGCUCAUGAAACAGAGCCCCUAUAGCGUGAUCCAUUUGCUUCUUGGUCCAUAGCGUCGGCGUCUCUGGUUGAACUUUCGAUCUUUAUGACGGUACAGGUUUGAUGUAUGAUAUGUUGAUGGGAAAAGCGAUGGUACAUAUCUCGUGGGGUUCGACGUAACAACAGGUGUUUUGCGUCCUUCUGUUGAUACCAUUCUUCGUACAAUGAGAGGUUCUGACUCUUCCG